AUGAGGGCGCAAAUAGCCCGGCAUGUCUAUCGACGGGUCCUCGUUCCUAGGGGCGGCAUCCCCGCCUGUUCGAUUCUCUCCCACUCAGCGUGUCGUCAUACGCAUCUCCCGGUAACAUCGACGAUAUCCCUCUCUCGACGAACCCCGCGCCGGACGUUCUUUGGCAUCCUGCAAAAGCCCCCAAGACAGAUCAAGAAGCCAGAGUAUGAGCCCGGGUGGACGACGGUCUUGACAUGGAGGAAUCGCCUGUUGGAAAGCGUACGGCCACCAUCGAGAACUGAGCUGGUUGAGGCAUUUCGGGAUCUGUUCGCAUACAAAGUGCGCUUCAACAUCGUCGUCAAUAGCACUCAGGCCUUACACUGUCGCAAUCUGCUGAGAUACCUGAUCGAGAAUAAGGACGACGAGCCGGGACCGGGUCUGACUUUGUCAGAGUUGACGAGUGCGCGGGAAGCUUUGCUGAAAUUGCCCAGAGAGGAUACCAAAGACCAUUUGGAAUUCUCCAAGCUCUUAUAUGAUGCGAUCAAGGAGGAAAGAGCAUUGGAUCCCACGGAUCCUGGUGCUGCAGAGGACUUUGAGUCGUACCUAGUCGCCCUGACAUUAUUUGGCGCAUCUCCUGAGGCCUUUUCCAUUUUGCAGGAACAUUGGGCUCAGUUACCUGAAGCCGAGCGACCUGGCGCGCAGAAUCUUUGGGUUAAUGUCCUGCAGGGACUGGCAGAAGAAGGUCGGGAGGCAGAGCUUGUGGCAGCUGUCACAAAGGCCGAGAUAUUUGGCUUGCCUUUCACGUCAAGUUUUCAUGAGAUUAUGACAACUUUCUUUGCGAAGAAAGACAACGUUUUGGAGACCAAGAAGUGGUUUCUAAGGCCGGCUCACAAUAAUGAGCAUCCAAGCCCUAGGACGUUCAAAGAAAUCUUACAUUUUUCUGUGAGAAACAACCAGCGCGGUUGGACGGCGCCAAUCUUCAAAAAACUUGUUGACGCAAACCCGAGCAAAGAGCAUUGGGAUGUCAUCUAUCAAUGGGCGGUACUAUCCAUGGGCAAGGGGCUUGAUGACAUCAAGAGCAUGUUCGAAGUUGUCGCUCGCCACAAUCCAGACGAUAGCUCUUUCCUGCCAGACACCCAAACGAUCAACGGUCUUUUAGAGGUCGCAGUUGAGAAAAGCGACCCUUAUUUAGCAGACAGGCUUGUUUCGUUUUCGAGCGAGCUCAGCAUCCGCCCUGAUGCGACGACAUACCUUCUCCAGAUGGACUUCAAGAUCCGGGCAAAAGACUUGUCAGGGGCCAGGGCGGCCUACAUGCAGCUCCCAAAGACAGAGCUGAGCGGGGAAGACGACUUGCCCUUGAUCAACAAGUACCUCCAGGCGCUAUGCUACCAAGCGAAACCGAAUUUGACGGCGAUCCGCGAAAUGUUGGACAUCUUGGAGGACCGAAUCGUAACAUUGGAUCCAGAAACGGUGGUUGCAUUAUGCACAGUAUUCCUCAAAAACGACCAACAGUUCGAAAUCAUCGACACACUAUCGUUGAACGUCUUUCAGCACAGUAACGAACAACGACGAUCCAUCAGAGAUGCAUUUGUGGCGUAUUGUUUGGACAGAAAAAACAGUACAGCAAGAGUUUGGGAUGCCUACUCUAUCCUCCGCCAGUUCUUCCAGGAAACCAGCGUUGAAAGUCGUCUCCAGCUCAUGAACGCAUUUUUCGACCGCAAGCGCUCUGACAUGGCUAUCCAUGUGUUUGGUCACAUGCGGCAACACGUCAACCCGACAUUUCAUCCCACCAGCGAAGCCUAUAUUCAAUGUUUUGAAGGUAUGGGCAGGUGUCCCGACUUGGACAGCACCAAGUUGGUUCAUAACAUGCUGAAGAUGGACACGAAAAUUCAGCCCAGCACAAAAAUGUUCAACGCAUUGAUGAUUGCUUAUGGAGCAUGCAGGAAACCAAGUCUAGGACUGGAGUUCUGGCAGGACAUCGUUCGUUCGGCAGAAGGCCCCUCAUAUAACAGUCUAGAGAUUGUGUUCUCCCUCUGCGAAGUCAAGGCCUUUGGCGACCAGAUUGCCAGGGACAUUUGGAAGAAGAUCGAAAAGAUGGAGGUCGAUGUCCCACCAGCAGUCUUUGCCUCUUACUGUGGUGGCAUUGCAGGCAAUGGCAAUCUGCAGGAGGUGCAGAGCACAAUCAGAACCAUGAAGCGAGCUGUUGGUUAUGGGCCUGACGCAAUGACGCUUGGCAUCCCAUUCAACGCAUUGCCUGGGCAAGGCUUGCAGAGGGAGUUCGAGGCAUGGGCUAAGAAGCAGUUCCCAGAGGAGUGGGCAGAAGUGGAGAAGUUCCGCUACUAUCACACAUCGGAGAAGCUGAAGAGGUUCAAGCUACAGCGUGUGCUGAAGGCAUGA
Colletotrichum orchidophilum is the source of this 2376-nucleotide messenger RNA. Its product is annotated as pentatricopeptide repeat domain-containing protein. The record is from RefSeq and is a predicted model, not a curated record. NCBI's taxonomy places the organism in Eukaryota, Fungi, Ascomycota, Sordariomycetes, Glomerellales, Glomerellaceae. The coding region runs from base 1 to 2376 and encodes 791 amino acids. The transcript has 2 exons. Gene Ontology annotation, molecular function: protein binding.